Candidozyma duobushaemuli is the source of this 321-nucleotide messenger RNA. It is a transcript of the gene SMD3, whose product is annotated as mRNA splicing protein. Gene Ontology annotation, biological process: RNA processing; spliceosomal snRNP assembly. Bases 1 to 321 code for a protein of 106 amino acids. The transcript has a single exon. Lineage: Eukaryota; Fungi; Ascomycota; Pichiomycetes; Serinales; Metschnikowiaceae. The record is from RefSeq and is a predicted model, not a curated record. Gene Ontology annotation, cellular component: precatalytic spliceosome; U2 snRNP; U12-type spliceosomal complex. Gene Ontology annotation, molecular function: RNA binding.
AUGUCUUCUGGUGUACCCAUCAAGCUUCUAAACGAGGCACAGGGCCAUGUUGUGUCUCUAGAAUUAACCAAUGGAGAUACCUACCGCGGCAAGUUGCAAGAGUCCGAGGACAACAUGAACUUAUCGCUUGGCGAUGUGACCAUCACCAAAGGAAAAACAGGAGAAACUACAUACAAAGGCCAGGUGUUUGUCAGGGGCUCGAUGAUACGAUUUGUCAGCGUACCUGACAUACUACAGUAUGCUCCAAUGUUCUUCAUGAAGCCCGGCGAGAAGCCAAAGCCUCCUGUGAGAGGCCCUCCACCAAAGAGAACAAAGCACUAG